UAAGUAAAACAAGAAAAUAUAUAUAUAUUAAUUAAUAAUUAACCUGACGCUCAAGCGAAUAAUUCAAUAAUAAUUAUAAUUACCGUACCUACCAAAGGCUGAUUAAUCUACGUAUAUAUAUUUACCUCGUUUUUAUUAUAAAAAAAAAAAACUUGUUUACGAACAAUAAUAAUAAUAAUUAUAAUUAUAAUAAUUAAGAUUUUAAAGAAAAAUAUAAGUAAAGAUGAUUUAGUGGGCUGUUAAAUUAUCCAACUGAUUAAAAAUAAAAAUAAUAGAGCAAGUGCAAAGUGUGAAAGUGAAUAAGAAAAUAAUAGAUAAAUAAAAGUUACAUGUAUAAAGUAAUAGAUGUAAAAUGAAAGGAUGGGAGAGAAGACACGGUGGUCAAAGCCGUCGGUGUUCAUCGGUCGUCGACGUGCGGACAAACGGACACUGGGAGGUCCGACGAUAAGCGUUGUCGUUAACGAUGCGGGAUUUAAACGCAUACAACUGCAACAAAUUGUACGAGGACGUCGAGUGGUCAGGACCGGGUAUCGUUGGUACCCUCGUCGUCCUCGCAUUUGUGGACAUAAUGGUAAUUCUUGGCAAUGUACUUGUCAUACUCGCCGUUUACCACACUACUAAACUCCGCAACGUCACCAACAUGUUCAUCGUUAGUCUGGCGGUUGCUGAUCUCUUGGUCGGGGUGGCUGUGCUUCCCUUCAGCGCUACCUGGGAGGUCUUCAAGGUCUGGAUAUUUGGGGACCUGUGGUGCUCGGUGUGGCUGGCGGUGGAUGUGUGGAUGUGCACCGCGUCAAUAUUGAAUCUAUGCGCGAUAAGUCUCGACAGGUACUUGGCUGUUACCAGGCCAGUCAGCUAUCCUCAGAUAAUGUCACCAAAGAGAGCCAAGCUGCUGGUUGCAGCUGUGUGGGUGCUGAGUUUCGUCAUCUGCUUUCCACCUCUUGUCGGCUGGAAAGAUCAAAGGUCAAAUCCUCAACGAAAUGACGCUUUAACACUGGAUGAUAGUGGGCCGUAUAAUGAAACGCGAAUUGUAGUACAGCCAAAACCGUGCCCCUGGAUAUGCGAGCUUACCAAUGACGCUGGGUACGUCGUCUACAGCGCAUUGGGUUCAUUCUACAUACCAACACUAGUCAUGUUAUUUUUCUACUGGAGGAUAUACAACGCGGCUGUAUCGACGACCAAAGCUAUUAAUCAGGGUUUCCGGACGACCAAGGGCUCAAAAAUGUUAGGAUCCAGAUUUGAUGAACAACGACUGACACUAAGGAUACACCGCGGACGUGGGAGUGUUUAUAAUGGUGGAGCAAAUCACAGUAGCACGAGCCCAAAAAGUCCAGAAUCAAACCGUAGUGCGUCAGUACGUAAAGACAAAAUAAAAAUAUCUGUUUCUUAUCCAAGUACUGAGACUCUUAAUACAAAGUGUAAUACUCUUGAACGUACACCGUCAAAGUGUUCCCAAAUUUCUGUGCACUACAAUAGCAAUGGACAGACACUGAGCCAUCUUUGUCCGUCUACGAGAGGUUCUCAUCUCAAGGUCGGAGGUAUAAACCGAGUAGGAAGCUCCAGAAGACCAAGCCGUAGAAGCAGUUGUGAGAGUCAAGUAACCGGAGACGAAGUUUCACUCCGCGAAUUGACUCCUGGCGGCGAAGAGAAGCCUCGGGUGAUGAGAAUGGGCAAGAGGAACAUUAAAGCUCAGGUAAAGAGAUUUCGAAUGGAGACAAAAGCUGCUAAAACAUUGGGAAUAAUAGUUGGUGGUUUUAUACUUUGCUGGCUACCAUUCUUCACAAUGUACUUGGUACGUGCAUUUUGCCCGAAGUGUAUACACCCAACAGUAUUCAGUGUUCUGUUCUGGCUUGGAUACUGCAAUUCAGCGAUAAAUCCAUGUAUCUACGCUCUCUUCAGUAAAGACUUUAGAUUCGCAUUCAAGCGGAUUAUAUGCAAUUGCUUCUGCAAACGAAAGAAAAAUUCAUUGCGACGUGGGAGCGACGGCAGCCAAUUGGCAACGAGGAGUGACAGAAGUCCCAACUAUUCUAACCGGACACAGCACCACGGUGUGUCAAUAGAAGAUUCAGACCCCGAGCACAUCGUCCACUCGGGAAGCGACUCGAGAUGACUCUAGCGAACACGGGGCACCCACCGCGUCGUCUUCGAUUCAUGAUACAUGAUACUAAUGAAUAAAGCAACACCAGCUGUAUUAUGACCUAUGAUGUAUGAUGUGUGAGGAGUUCACACAUCAUCAACAACGAAUUACCAGUGUCGAUGAUGAAAAUAAGUAUUUGUUGUAUUAAAAUAUAAUGUGUAAUUGUACUCUGGACAGUGCGAAAUCUUUGAUGCCAUUGAUUUGAUUACGAUCAUUAUCAUCAGUAAUCAUCAACAUCACCAUCUUAUCUACCUCUGUGAAUCUUUCGGCUGUUGUGUGUCUCGUUCUGCAUUUUAUUCCAUUUCUGGACUUAUCUGCAAAAGAACCGAACGCUUAUCAAGAAAUUUAAUCAUUCAUCAAACCAGAGACGAGUGGAAUCUCUAGUCACACCGCAAUCGCGACUACUCAGUAAUCAUUCUUAACACGAGUAUUGAAUCGCGCUGUGGUGUCGAAUUUCAAUGUGUGUCAUUAAUGUUACUUUAAUUGAUGAACGAUUUAAUGAUUAACGAUUAAAUAACGCUAAUAAUAACUCUACUAAUAUUAAAAAAAAUGAAUAAUAAUAGCCAAUUUAUCAAUAAAUUAAAAUGAAGCAUAACAAUUAUUAAAAUAAAUUAUGAUUUAAAUAUAAAGGGUGAUAUCAAAAGUAUCGAUGUGUAUUCAAACGAUGUCUAAUUACACGUGUAUAUAAUAGUAUUAAUAAUUAAAAAUGAUAAUGAUAUUGAUAUUGAUAUUGAUAUUGGUAAUAAUAACAAGAUAUAUAUAAUAUUUAAGUCGGUGUUUAAAGAUAUUAUCGAAGACUACACUGUGUGUAUCUUAAUAAAGCGAUUCGAUGUCAGCGACAAGCUAAACCAAAUGUAGAAAUAAGAUAACAAAGUUAUAAUAAAUAAAAUGUUUAAAAUACGAAAA
Messenger RNA from Cotesia glomerata, 3040 nucleotides. RefSeq names its product octopamine receptor Oamb (gene Oamb). Gene Ontology annotation, biological process: adenylate cyclase-activating adrenergic receptor signaling pathway. The coding region runs from base 464 to 2107 and encodes 547 amino acids. Gene Ontology annotation, molecular function: G protein-coupled amine receptor activity. The record is from RefSeq and is a predicted model, not a curated record. Lineage: Eukaryota; Metazoa; Arthropoda; Insecta; Hymenoptera; Braconidae. Gene Ontology annotation, cellular component: membrane. The transcript has 8 exons.